AUGUCUAAAUACACAAAUUCAUCUGUUCGUCAGAGUCAAUUACCAUACAGAUUAAACAGUAAGAAACAAGUGCAUUUAACAAAUACCUUGACUUUUACUAAUGAAAGUAGUACUAGAUCAAUUAAAUACAAUGGAGGCCUCGCCACAAUUCACGAAAUUGAGGAAGAUUUAACAAACGGAAGAAGUUUGGGCGAUAUCAACUUCAACAAAAUUAACCAACAAAACAGUUUUUAUGCAGAAGGAAAUGAAAGAUUUAACAAAUACAAGAGGGUUAAAAGUGGAAGUUUAUUACAAAGGAAGAAAGUAACCAGUCAAAACAAGUGUGCGAGUGAUGAAAAACAUUCUUUUUCCCAGUCUACCGAAAUAAUCCGACAUAAUAUCAACAACAAUAUUAACAAACGCAAUCAAAAUAUUGAUAGGGAUGAUAAUAAAUCACAGUUUAAAGACAGGGAUUUUAAAUUGAAGGAAUCCGAACCUCAUAGUGUGAAGAAAUUUGAAUACACGGCAUCCAGGAUCAGUGACCAAAGAGACAUUCUUUGUGAAAUAUCAGAUAAUCCUGAAACAGAAAAAUCUACCACUGACAAAAAUCUGAAACCUGAUUGUCAAAUUAAUUCGGUGAAGACGCUAAAAUCAGAAACAAACAAAUACAGAAAAUUGAGCAAAGACAAAGCGGAAGACAGUUUUCAAGAAGUUGGAUCAACAGCAACCAUUCGCAGCUCAAAGAUCAAGAAAUAUGCAAGUGCAAUACCUAAGUUGAAAGGAAAUGUAGCUAAUCCUGGUGGAUUAAGAAAAGUAAGUAAUUUCAAGAGUAAUCAGUCUACCUUCAACAAUACUGAUCUUUCUUCAAAUAAACACUGUACAGCUACAACAUCUCAACCCGAAAACAAAGUGAACAAACUUCAAGUACAGGAAACACCUACUACCAAUGUUAUCUCGAAUAAGCAAUGUCUACCUGUGCCCAAACAUACAGGUAAGAAAAACGUUAGUAGGUUGUAUAUAGUUGAUACAAUCAGUAGAACAGACAAGACAAUACCGUUUAAUAAAGGAGAUGUACAAAAUCAACGAAGCGAUGGUAUAAACAAAUACUGUCGUAAUACACGUGUUAAUGAACCGGUAACAAUUAAAGGUAGAUUAAGUAAGACUGGAACGUCGAGGACAACCCUAGUUACAAAAGAGAACAGUGAUUUGACAGAAUCUUGCACUGGUAAUCUAAGCCUCAAUUCGAAUGAUGGGAAACAAAACGAUUUAAAAAGUGCUGGAAAUCUUCAAAAAUUGAAAACUGAAUUGGAUUUUUUAUACGAGGACUUCAAUGCCGACAAAAAUAACCGUAAUGCGAUAGAAGAUCUGACAACGAAAUCUGAGAGUUAUUCUAAAGAAGUGUUACCUCCGAGGUCAAAAAUAGCUUAA
This is a messenger RNA of Mytilus trossulus (common blue mussel), 1407 nucleotides long. Its product is annotated as myb-like protein D. Lineage: Eukaryota; Metazoa; Mollusca; Bivalvia; Mytilida; Mytilidae. The transcript is spliced from 2 exons. Bases 1 to 1407 code for a protein of 468 amino acids. The record is from RefSeq and is a predicted model, not a curated record.